This is a messenger RNA of Schistosoma margrebowiei, 2799 nucleotides long. The record is from the annotation of a GenBank genome assembly. NCBI's taxonomy places the organism in Eukaryota, Metazoa, Platyhelminthes, Trematoda, Strigeidida, Schistosomatidae.
AUUAAACGUAACUUAUUCGAAUGCACGGUUUCUAAAUCUCGUGCCAGCGACCUUGAAGGGACUUCUUUACCGUGCCUCAGUUCUGGUUGUAAUUGUUGAAUUGUUUUAGUUGCACUGUAUUACUGAUUGCUAUCAAUCGGUAUCCUAGCUAUAUAUUCCCAUAGACAUUUCCGCGCCUGACAAACCUGUAGACUAGCCUCAUACUUACCAAAGGCUGAACGUUAUAUAUCUUAGAUGUUUUAUAGUAUCGAUUUGCUUUCAGCUCAUCGAGGGAAGUUCGGGAUUAUAUGGCUGGCAGCUACCAGGGUAAGAAAACAACUAUCAAGAAAGGAACUAAAUUCUGUCAAUAUUGUUACUGCUUGCAAUGAAAUAACUUCAUAUAUUCUAGGAGAGACACAACUUCGACUCUCAUUGUACUUAGCAUCCCAGUUGACUUUCGGUAUUUGUAUCAUUUACAGAGAAAAAACUAUUGUUAUGCUACGUGACUUGCAAGAGCUAAGCCAGAAAGCUUCUGUAACUACAAGCCGGUCCAUUGACCUACCCACUUGUACUAAAUCUCGUACAAAGCGUAAAACUCGUGUACCAAUUGAUGACCCUGAAGUACCUCUGUUAAACUUGUACAACGAAACAAAUGAUUUUGGAAAUCUUCAGUUGCCUGAUUUGUUUUGGCCCAGUAUCAAUGAACCUUGUCUGGAUUUCAUGGAUACACAAACUCUGUAUCAAGCACGAAAUGAAGACAUAACUUUGGUGGAGGACCCUUCGGUCGAGACAACUGGUACUCGUUUUUCAUUUGGUGAAGAUUUUUUGCCGGAGUUUAUCCUUGAAUCGACAAAUCGUGAUCAUCAUACCAUUCAACCAGUAGAUUUAAUUCCUAUUGAGAUUCAAAAUGGCAAGAGACACAUUUCUAAACAUUUAGUACAUGAGAGUGAAGCUGAAGUUACAGAAUAUUCUGCAGUAGAAAGAUCAUGUUAUUCAGAUAAACCUCAGAGGCCGAUAACAACAAUACAAGAAAAGAAUGUCAUAUUCGAUUCCGUAUUAAAUCAAUUUGUUCCCGUACGUACAGAGAUAGUGAACUCUCCAAAGGAUUUGACGAAUGCGAAAACGCUUGCUCAAGGAAGCGCUGAUGAAUGCACAGUUCCGCAGUCUUUUGAUGUACCUAUGGACUCAGUCAAUGCGCCGAUAACAACAAUACAAGAAAAGAAUGUCAUAUUCGAUUCCGUAUUAAAUCAAUUUGUUCCCGUACGUACAGAGAUAGUGAACUCUCCAAAGGAUUUGACGAAUGCGAAAACGCUUGCUCAAGGAAGCGCUGAUGAAUGCACAGUUCCGCAGUCUUUUGAUGUACCUAUGGACUCAGUCAAUGCAAUUUCAGCUAAUGUGGAUAGUUCACUAAUGCCUUCUGAAAUAAUCAGUAAUUCUACUCAUUUGGAAAACAUCAAACAAUCAAAUGUUGUAUUAGAACAAGUUGAAUUGACUAGAGAUUUUUUAACAGAAACAGAAAUGACUCAGAUAUUACCUCAGGAAGAAGAAGAAAGAACCUUUACUAGUGCUUCUGAACAGAACAUAUGUCCAAUUUCGUUAUCUCGAUUAAAUCCAUUGAAUCCUGUCGAAUCUGAGGAGAAUACGCAUCGUCGUCGUACAAAAAAACAUUCUAAUAAGCUUAUCAUUGAUAAAAUCACCCGACUUACAGCAUCAGAAUUACGCUGGAACAUGUUACAUGGCGAGGAGACCAUGGUUACACGAGACUUUUAUCUGGCUGAAUCAACUCCACGCAGUCAAACACGACAUCUAUUGUCUCGGAGUGUUUCACGAUUAUUCUCUGUUCCCGGUAAUCUGGAAACUGCUCUUAGUCUAAGACUUUGUGACCUUUGGUGUUAUCAUCGGCGUUUAUGUGAAAAAGCUUUACAAAAAAGGAAAUUAGAUGAUUUGUCAAUAAAUAAUGAUGUAAUUCAAACUAAACGUCCUGCUAAAUCAUUAUCAAUAAAAAUGAAUGCUAUUACAGAAGAAAAUGAAUCUUCCGUAGAAAUUCAAAGACUUGCUGGAGAUCAUUCUUCUCUAAUUGGAUCUGAAUCUAUUUUUGGAACUAGUAAUAUAAUUGAUGUAACCAAUAAUCAGACGACCAGUGUGCGUGAAUCAUUAGUGCAAAUGAAAGAAUCUUUUGGGGGUGCUAGUGAUCAACCUAUCCCAGAUAUCGUAACAAAUGUACGUGAUAAUACUGCUUCUGAAAUAACUCGUCAAGCUCUAGAUCUUCCUAUUCCAGGGACUUCAAUAUCUUUGCCUACUGAGUGUACAACAUUAGUUCCUGUAAUUGAAGAACCUGAAGAAAAUCUGCAACAACAAAAUGAGUUGGAUUCUACAUCUGUUGUUCCCAAUUUAACUGAAGCACUACCUGAUCAAUUUCAACUGCCUAUUGAAGUUUCCUCUUUAUCAGGAAAACGUUUUCAUGAUAAGUCACAAUUAUGGAGAUAUCUCCAUAGUCAACUAAUAGAGUCCAAUUCUUGUUCCAUCGACAUCGAAAACCUUUGUCCAUUGGGUUGCAGUAAAAAGCAAGCAGCAUUUGUAUUCAUGACACUUUUAGAGUUUGCCAAAAAUCGCCAAAUUAUUUUAUCGCAAUCCGUAGCUUUUGGACAAAUUCUCAUAACAAUAAUACACUAAGUAUUAUGAGUUUUAAAUUCAUUAUUCAUUGUUUGUUAUACCGUUUGUUCAUGCAAUAUUAUUAUCAUUUUAUAUACUACCUUUUUUUUCUUAUUAUAGUACUUGAUCAGUUUUGAUGAAUCAAUUUUUCAUAAUGGAUGAUCCGAU